CUUGCUCUGACGGCGAAAUUGCAUAUUUCUGACGUCAUGGCUCAGUAGCGCACGACGGUUUACCCCUCAGGGAGGAAGGGAACGCGAUGAUGUCUGGUGUCCCUAUUAUAUUUGCCUCUAGCCCAGUGGCCGGCUGCGGAGACGAUCUCAACGCUCGACAACGUUCACCGUAUUCCUCGUCAUGGCCGAGUCAAAGAAUCCAAACCGUGAACGCGGCCUCAAGGCCGCCAUCCACAACCCCCGCGUGUCAGAGGAAGCCAAGCAGCAUGACCGCGAGCUUCUGGCCAGCGAGUUUGGCGAAGAGGAGGAGCAGACGCAGCCGGAGGAGCAGCCCAAGCGGCGCUCGUCGGCCAGCAAGAAGAGCUCUUCAACCGGUCCCCACUCGCACCCGGCCGAGGCAAAAGCUCCGCAGGGCCCUUCGGCCGCUGAACAGACUGAGCAGCCCACUGGCAGGAAGGCCCGGCGGGCGUCGAGCGCGGACACUAGCGGUCUGCAGCAGAUGGGCGAGACGAAAGACCGCGGCAAUGUAAUUCGUGGACUGAAGGCUGCAAUCAAGAACCCGAACGUUUCGGAGAAAGCCAAGGAGGCCGACCGCAAAAAGCUGGAAGAGCUGGGAGAGACGGUCGAGUAAGUGGCAGGUUUAUCACCGUGAUGGCGUUCCGCUAGUAGUGUUCAUCUUUCUGUUCCGAGAAUCAAAAUUGAAGCCACCUAUCCCUCAGUCCUGCCUCAAAUUAUC
Molecule: messenger RNA, 736 nt
Organism: Thermothielavioides terrestris NRRL 8126
Lineage: Eukaryota; Fungi; Ascomycota; Sordariomycetes; Sordariales; Chaetomiaceae
Exons: 2
Coding region: 182-631 (149 amino acids)
Cellular component (GO): cytoplasm
Source: RefSeq, a predicted model, not a curated record